AGUACAAAUAUAAGUGUUAAUGAAAACGGCCAACGGAAAAAUACUGUGCAAUAUACGUUAGGCCUGAAUCCAAUUAAGAAAGAAAACGUUUCGCUCGAUGGUAUAGGCUUCCCCGCAAUCUUUCCGCCCAUUUCUGCGCUGUCAGUGAUGUCGGAGAGCGGCUGCAGCGCGCAUCCCUUAUGCCUUCUCACCCCCCGUCGAGAGAAGAAUGAGGACCGGAUCCACCCUCCAUCGCUAUCGGAAUACCCCCGUGCACAUUGUUGUGUAACUAGCUAAACUAGGCAGACACGGAAAGAACUCUGGGGUUUGAAUUCCGGGAGAUAUGGGAAAUAAAUGGAUUAGAAUUAGACAAUCGAUGCAGAGUUAACAUUUUCUAUGUGACACUAUGGCCAAGCAGUAUGAUGUACUGUUCCGGCUGCUGCUUCUCGGGGAUUCUGGGGUUGGGAAGACCUGUUUGUUGUGCAGAUUUACGGACAGUGAAUUUCAUUCUUCUCAUAUUUCCACAAUUGGAGUUGAUUUCAAAAUGAAGACAUUGGAUAUGGAUGGAAUCAGAGUAAGAAUACAGAUAUGGGAUACUGCUGGCCAGGAGCGAUACCAGACUAUCACAAAGCAGUACUACAGACGAGCACAAGGAAUCUUCUUGGUGUAUGACAUCACCAGUGAGCGCUCCUUCCAGCACAUUAUGAAGUGGGUCAGUGAUGUGGACGAGUAUGCUCCAGAUAAGGUACAGAAGAUCCUCAUUGGGAACAAAUCAGAUGAGGAGCAGAAGAGACAGGUGGAUACAGAGCAGGGUGACAAGCUUGCAAAGACCUAUGGAAUGGACUUCUUUGAGACAAGUGCCUGUACCAACCACAACAUUAAGGAGUCAUUUUUCCGGUUGACGGAGCUCGUCCUGCAGGCCAAUAAGAAGGAGCUGGACAUCCUGCGGGUGUCCAUUAAGGAGGAGCUCAGUAUUGCCGACAUGGAGGAGGAUGAGGGUGUCAACAACGGCAGCAGGAGCACCCAGAAGGCCUGCUGGUGUUAGGCUGUGAGACGUUCCUCUGCAACAGCCGCUCAAAAUACCUCCCAAAUGACAGCCCCUCCAAACCUCUUCAUUUUAAUACUGUCCCCAUUACCGUUAU
Messenger RNA from Megalops cyprinoides (Indo-Pacific tarpon), 1121 nucleotides. Its product is annotated as ras-related protein Rab-15-like. The record is from RefSeq and is a predicted model, not a curated record. The transcript has 7 exons. NCBI's taxonomy places the organism in Eukaryota, Metazoa, Chordata, Actinopteri, Elopiformes, Megalopidae. Bases 386 to 1024 code for a protein of 212 amino acids. Gene Ontology annotation, biological process: Rab protein signal transduction. Gene Ontology annotation, molecular function: GTP binding; GTPase activity.